Aspergillus novofumigatus IBT 16806 is the source of this 1025-nucleotide messenger RNA. RefSeq names its product putative short-chain dehydrogenase/reductase. The record is from RefSeq and is a predicted model, not a curated record. The transcript has 2 exons. NCBI's taxonomy places the organism in Eukaryota, Fungi, Ascomycota, Eurotiomycetes, Eurotiales, Aspergillaceae. Bases 36 to 1025 code for a protein of 329 amino acids.
CCUGAGCGCUUGCAACCUGCAACAGACUGCACAAGAUGGGUUCCGUAAGCCCACACGUUGCCGCGCAUCUUGACCCCCAAGGAGCCGGGGACGCCCGGCCAACCGCCCUCCAGAUCAUCCAAGAUGAGGGCCUUGAAGGCAAGCUGGCUGGCAAAAUCAUUGUCAUCACUGGUGCCACGUCAGGCAUUGGUGUCGAGACCGCCCGCGCCCUCAAGGCCACAGGAGCCACUUUGUUUCUCACGGCUCGCAACAUGGCGAAAGCCCAUAAGAACCUGGCUGGCAUCCUUGAGCCCGGCCGUGUCUCUCUCGUUGAGAUGGACUUGGAUUCCUUCAGGAGCAUCCGCACUGGUGGGGAGCAAAUCCUCUCCGCCGCAAAGGGACAGGUUAACAUCCUCAUCAACAGCGCGGGAGUUAUGGGCCUGCAGAACUACACGCUCACCGAGGAUGGGAUCGAGGCGCACUUCUCUGGCAACUACUUGGGAUUCUUCUUGCUCUUCCAACUGCUAAAGCAAGCUCUGCUGGCCAGCGUGACGCCCGAUUUUCAUUCCCGCGUGGUCGUGGUGGCCUCCUCCGCACACCGCGCCGCCACUCUCCCAUCCAGUGACAACUACAACUUCGAAAACGGCGGAUACAACCAUGAGAUGGCCUACAACAACUCCAAGCUGGCGGAUGUGUACUUGGCCAACAAGAUCGAGAGGGACUACGGUGCUCAGGGACUGCAUGCCACCAGUCUGCAUCCCGGCGCCAUCAAUACCGACAUCUCCCGCAACAUGCCUCCCGAGUUCCUGGAGGGGCUCAUGACCAACCCGUACAUUCUCAGGAUCUUGAAGUCGGCGGAACAGGGCGCAGCGACGACCGUUUGGGCUGCCGUGGGCAAAGAAUGGGAAGAUAAUGGUGGAAAGUAUUUGGAGGAUGUCAGAGAAGCGGAGCGGGUGGGAUGGGUGAAGCAGACCUACAAUCCCCAGGAGGAGGACCGCCUCUGGAGAGACUCGCUGAGGAUUGUUGGCCUGGAGGGCGACGCUUGA